Molecule: messenger RNA, 869 nt
Organism: Triticum dicoccoides
Lineage: Eukaryota; Viridiplantae; Streptophyta; Magnoliopsida; Poales; Poaceae
Product: cytochrome b5
Exons: 3
Coding region: 259-663 (134 amino acids)
Cellular component (GO): intracellular membrane-bounded organelle; membrane
Molecular function (GO): heme binding
Source: RefSeq, a predicted model, not a curated record
GAGGAAGAAACGCAAUUCGGGUGGAGUUGGACUUGUGGUUGUUGCCGAGCGCUUCCUCCCGUCUCCUCGCGAUUUUUUAUAAAAAGGAGAGAAGCGCAAUCGUAUCCCCAGCCAGAUUCACAUCGUAUCGCAUCGCCACCCACCUUUCCCUGCCGGAUUCUUCUCAGGUAGCAGCAGCAGCUUGAAUUCUUGCGGAUCUGCGGCUGCGAAUCCCAGUCUCGUAUCAACUCGACCAGGCGGAGGAGAAGCAGGGGGAAGAUGUCCAAGGCGGCGCUGACACUGGAGGAGGUGUCCAAGCACAACACCAAGGACGACUGCUGGCUCAUCAUCGCCGGCAAGGUAUAUGAUGUGACCAAGUUUUUGGAGGAUCACCCUGGAGGUGAUGAUGUACUGUUGUCCUCGACUGCCAAGGACGCAACUGAUGACUUUGAGGAUGUCGGGCACAGCACCACCGCCCGUGCGAUGCUGGACGAGUACUAUGUCGGCGACGUGGAUACGGCUACGAUACCUGCCCGGACAAAGUACACUCCGCCGAAGCAACCACACUACAACCAAGACAAGACCCCUGAGUUCAUCAUCAAGAUCCUCCAGUUCCUGGUCCCCUUGGCCAUACUUGGUCUGGCUGUCGCCAUUAGGAUGUACACCAAGUCGGAAUCGGCUUAACCGGUGGCGGCAUUGUUCUCUGGGUUAUGGGGAAAAAAUAGCUUUAAGGUGUUGGAAUAAGUUAGUAGUUUGUCGCGUGAUGUAUCCAUUCCAAUGUACCGUGUGGUGAGUUGUUUGAAUGUUGCAACGGUUUUGUCGUGAAACUGAAAUUGAUGGGACCAAGUUUUGUUGUGCAACUUAAAUUGAUGGGACUGAAAUUGCUCUUU